This is a messenger RNA of Striga hermonthica, 711 nucleotides long. NCBI's taxonomy places the organism in Eukaryota, Viridiplantae, Streptophyta, Magnoliopsida, Lamiales, Orobanchaceae. The record is from the annotation of a GenBank genome assembly.
AUGAGAGUUGACAGUUCAGUUGUGAUCAAGCUGUUUGUCUUACAAUGUCUUUUAUUUUUGGCUUCAUCUUCCAAGGAUUUUGAUUUCUUCUACUUUGUUCAACAGUGGCCUGUUUCUUAUUGCGACUCGAGACAUGGCUGUUGCUAUCCGACGACCGGAAAGCCUCAUGAAGAUUUCGGCAUACAUGGCUUGUGGCCUAAUUACGUCAAUGGAAAAUGGCCGCAAAACUGCGCUCAAACUUCUUUGGACGAAUCGUUGAUCUCAGAUCUAAUGAGCGAUAUGACGGAUGAGUGGCCGACUCUUGCUUGCCCGUCUGCAGACGGAAUAAAAUUUUGGAGUCAUGAAUGGGUAAAGCAUGGGACAUGCACAUCCCUUGACCAACACUCUUAUUUUCAAUCUGCACUUCUUCUGAGAAGCAAAUCCAACUUGCUCCAAAUCCUUUCGCAUGCAGGGAUACGCCCUGGGGAUUUCUACCAUUUCAAAAGCAUAAAGCAAGCGAUUGAAGAUGGGUUAGGGCAUGAGCCCUUCAUAGAGUGCAAUGUUGACCCGAGUGGCAAUCACCAGCUUUUCCAAGUCUAUCUGUGUGUGGACACUAAUGCCACAAGCUUCAUCAAAUGCCCCAUUUUACCAAAAGGAAGGGCGUGUGGUUCCACCAUUGAGUUUCCUUCUUUUACUUCUCAUUAUCGCCAAGAAUUAAAACAUGAACUUUAA